Conger conger (European conger) is the source of this 1017-nucleotide messenger RNA. It is a transcript of the gene ufc1, whose product is annotated as ubiquitin-fold modifier conjugating enzyme 1. Gene Ontology annotation, biological process: protein K69-linked ufmylation. The coding region runs from base 38 to 544 and encodes 168 amino acids. The transcript has 6 exons. Gene Ontology annotation, cellular component: cytoplasm. The record is from RefSeq and is a predicted model, not a curated record. Gene Ontology annotation, molecular function: UFM1 conjugating enzyme activity. NCBI's taxonomy places the organism in Eukaryota, Metazoa, Chordata, Actinopteri, Anguilliformes, Congridae.
CUAGACGCUGCACCGGAUUUCCUUUUCGCGUUGCAAGAUGGCUGAUGAAGCUACACGGAAAGCGGUGUCAGAGAUACCGCUUUUGAAAACCAACUCCGGUCCAAGAGACAAGGAGCUGUGGGUGCAGCGACUGAGAGAGGAGUACCUAGCUCUUAUUAAAUAUGUCGAGAAUAACAAGUCCGCUGAUAAUGACUGGUUCCGUCUAGAGUCCAACAAGGAGGGUACCAGAUGGUUUGGGAAAUGUUGGUACAUUCAUGACCUGCUGAAGUAUGAGUUUGAUAUGGAAUUUGAUAUCCCUGUCACAUAUCCGGCAACAGCCCCCGAGGUGGCAAUCCCAGAAUUGGAUGGCAAGACAGCCAAGAUGUACAGGGGAGGGAAGAUUUGUCUCACUGACCACUUCAAGCCCCUCUGGGCCAGAAAUGUGCCAAAGUUUGGACUGGCUCACCUGAUGGCUCUUGGGCUGGGACCUUGGCUGGCUGUUGAGAUACCUGACCUGAUUGCGAAGGGACUUAUUCAACACAAGGAGCAACAGACCAACAGCUGAGAUUGCUUGACAAUUGUCCUUCCUAGUAGUGAGCGGGAGAGGGAGAGACUGAUCAUACCUGACAUUCCCCCUGACAGACCUUUCCCUCCAAUAUGAAGCCCUUCUCACCCAAACACUUCAUAUUCAGGCUAAGGAAGGGUAGGCAAGGAACCUCAAUAACCAACUGAUCUUGACACUUCUGUCCUAGGAAGCUGCUACAUCAUAUAUGGACACCACUUCCAUUGCCAUACAGUAGGUUAUAUGCGGUUCGGGACCAGUAUAACACGACACAGAUGGGAAGUUAUCUCUCCCUUAAUGGUCACCAUACUGUUUAGAAAUGGCAAAAUGUAUCACCCAUAGUGUCAUAUGACCCUUCUUUUGACCAAUUAAUGGAAAACUUCACAGAAAAAUGUUUUGUUUGCUGCAUGGGGCAGGCCAUGAAAAACAAUCUUACAACUGUCUGUCUUGUUAGAAUAAAUGAAAGGUGAAUUGGC